Molecule: messenger RNA, 2034 nt
Organism: Eleginops maclovinus (Patagonian blennie)
Lineage: Eukaryota; Metazoa; Chordata; Actinopteri; Perciformes; Eleginopidae
Product: carboxypeptidase O-like
Biological process (GO): proteolysis
Molecular function (GO): metallocarboxypeptidase activity; zinc ion binding
Source: RefSeq, a predicted model, not a curated record
GCUAGAUGGCAGCCUGUUGCAGCAGAUCCCUGUGUUUUAUUGAUAUAUUGUCUUUUUCUUCUACUUUAAUGUUUUAUUCAGCUUUUUUUUUUCGCAUAUUUAUUUAAGCUUUGAACAUCCAUGGCCACGUUCUUUUUCGAACAUUUUCUGGAGAUUUGUCUGUUACUUUUUGUAACGAAAAGCCACGCACAAAGGAUAAACGGCAUUGUUUUCAUCCAUGACCAGCUGAUUACGCUCUGCAAACCCGUGCUGCUGCCCGGAGCCUGGCAUGACAUCCCGGAGGAGCUAUGGAGGCACCUGUAGGGGCUGGAGCCAAGUGGAAGACUGAGAAGAAGAGGCGAUGUAAGACUUCCGUGCCGACAAUUGUAAUGGGGAAUGUGAGAUCACUGGCAAAUCAGAUGGACGAGCUCUGCGUGCUGACAAAGAGCCAGUGGGAGUACCGUGAGUGUAGCGUAAUGUGUUUUUCGGAGACGUGGCUGCACUGGCAUAUCCCGGACAACAGCAUGGCUCUCCCCGGCUUCUCGAGUGUUCGGGUGGACAGGGACGCUAUUCUGAGCUGUAAGAAGAAACAAGGAGGGAUUGCACUGUCAAGACUUUUAUUAUUUUAUCAUUAUUUUUAGCUCUGAAUGAUUUAUUUAAGGGUUUUGUGCCUCUUCGUUUUAUUUUGAAAAGUCUGUUUGGCUUCCGGUGUUAUCGAUGACGGCAGUUGUAACCAGGUUUCGACAGAAGCACACGGCCCAUUGUUUAGUUGAGGGCUUGGAAUUAACAAGGAUUUAUGUCUACACCAAAUAUCACCCCAUGGAUGAGGUCAGACUCGUAUCUAUAUGCAAUUGUAAAACAGAUAUAUACAAGUGGAUGGAAGAUGUCGAGCGAGAGAACCCAGCGCUGGUCUCUUCUGCUGUCUACGGACACACUUUUGGAAGAAAUAUCACACUCCUGAAGUUUGGACUACAAAAGCCAGGGGGCAAAGAGAAGAAGGUAAUAUGGAUGGACUGUGGUAUCCAUGCCUUCUGCCAGUGGUUUGUCAAAGAGAUUAUGACCUCGUAUAAAACCAAUAAGAAGCUGGAGCAGAUGCUGAAGAACCUGGACAUCUACGUUACUCCUGUGAUCAAUGUGGACGGAUACAUUUACACCUGGGUCAAUGAAACCACUCGACUUUGGAGGAAGUCUCGUUCCACCCCUCCUUCGGGCAGUAACUGCCACGGUGUUGACCUCAACAGAAAACGGUUGGUGUGUCAAAUGACAGUAGUGCAAACAUACUGUGGGAAAGCAUCCGGGUCAGAGCCAGAGGCUUCAGCUGUGAUGAACUUAGUUGGUCAGAUGGUUGACCAGACUCUGUGUUUCCUCACCAUCCACUCCGCUGGGCAACUUAUACUCUUACCAUAUGGCCACCCUCAGAUCUCCGCACCCAACUACGAUGAACUGGUGUCAGUGGGUGAGGCAGCAGCAGCAGAGAUGAAUAAGCUACAUGGAAUGGGCUACACUGUCGGAACAUCUCCACAAAUCCUCUAUCCAAACUCAGGCUCAAGCCUCGACUGGGCUCGCCUCAUCGGCAUCCCCUUCUCUUACACCUUUGAGCUGCGAGACAAAGGUGAGUUCAGCCACUUGCUUCCAGAGGAUCAGAUCCAGCCAGCCUGCCAGGAGGCGUACGCAGGAGUUCUCUCCAUCAUCACAUAUGUCCACGACAAGGCCUUUAACAGCGGCGCUGUCCCUAAUGCUGCUGUUUCUGGCGUUGCAUUGGUGAUGUUGAGCUCUAUCAUGGUUGUGUUUCUUCUUGUUGUAAUCAAUCACACAAGGUUUUACCGCAAAUUAGUACAGGCAUUCACCCAAAUUCUAUUAAUGUGGCUAAUUAAGCUAAUAGUAAAACAGCAAAAAUAAUUGCACUAUCCAUACACUGUAUGUUUUUUUACUUGCACUGGCUAUAAAUGUAUGCAUUCUGGCUUGUAUUGUGGAUUUAUAUGGGUCAUUCUAUGAAAACGUGCCAUUUUGUGUCCCUGACACAAAAACUACCCCAUUAAGCUGUAUAAAAGCUGU